Synchiropus splendidus (mandarinfish) is the source of this 1111-nucleotide messenger RNA. It is a transcript of the gene hoxc9a, whose product is annotated as homeobox C9a. Gene Ontology annotation, cellular component: nucleus. Bases 1 to 747 code for a protein of 248 amino acids. Lineage: Eukaryota; Metazoa; Chordata; Actinopteri; Syngnathiformes; Callionymidae. The record is from RefSeq and is a predicted model, not a curated record. The transcript is spliced from 2 exons. Gene Ontology annotation, biological process: regulation of transcription by RNA polymerase II; proximal/distal pattern formation; embryonic skeletal system morphogenesis. Gene Ontology annotation, molecular function: DNA-binding transcription factor activity, RNA polymerase II-specific; RNA polymerase II cis-regulatory region sequence-specific DNA binding.
AUGUCUACGUCUGGGCCCGUCGGCACCUACUGCGUGGACUCGCUCAUCAACCAUGAGGCGGACGACCUCCUUCCCGCCGCCCGCCUCUCUGCCGCGCGUCCCGCGUCGCUGGUGGCGGACUGCGCGGACUUCCCCUCCUGCAGCUUCGCCCCGAAGCCCCCGGUCUUCUCCACGUCCUGGACCCCCGUGCACGCGCAGAGCUCCGUGGUCUACCAUCCCUACUCGCACCAGCCGCAUCUGGGCGCCGAGUCUCGGUACAUGCGCUCCUGGCUGGAGCCCGUUUCAGGCGCGGUGCCUUUCCACGGAUACCCGUCCAGCAACCGGCACGCUUUCCCGGAGCACCGGAGCGGCGAGUGUCUGGGCCCCGGCGGACGGACCUACACGGACUAUCUGUACUGCGACGUGCGGGACAAGACGCAGCAGCAGAACCUGCCCUCCCCAGAGUCGGAGCUGGUGGCUUCGGGCAAACUCACAGACGAUAAGCCAGAGAUGGACCCGAACAACCCGGUGGCCAACUGGAUCCACGCCCGCUCCUCGAGGAAGAAGCGCUGUCCCUACACCAAGUACCAGACUCUGGAGCUGGAGAAGGAGUUCUUGUUCAACAUGUACCUGACCCGGGACCGACGCUACGAGGUGGCCCGGGUCCUGAACCUGACGGAGCGGCAGGUGAAGAUCUGGUUCCAGAACCGGCGGAUGAAGAUGAAGAAGCUGAACAAAGAGAAGAGCGACGGCGGCAAGGAGUCGUGACGUGGACCAGAGCGGUUCUGUUGGACUUUCUGUCGAACUGACGAACACUCUUCAAACUUGGUCCAAAAUUUCACCUCAUCCGCCUGGACCUUUCAAGCAGGCGAACGUUGUGUCGAACCUUUGUAUGUGUCCGCCGGUGUUGGUGUAACUUUUGUCUGUAACUCUUAAAGAUGUGCAAACCCACGUCUGGCCUGCGUCUCCUUUCAAACACGCGAGGAUCCGGCCGCUGGUCUGGAGGUUCGGCUGCGGCCCGUGACCUCUGCGGCGAAAUCUAGGGCCCAAACACAUCCGAGCUAGUCAAGAGCUUCAUCUGCCGCCUUCGUUCAGAGGACAUUUUUAUGUGGCUUUAAACGGGAUUUGAAAA